AGACUGAGAGACGCCUUCAUCCGUUUUCUCUCUGAUCCUGCAAAACCAAUAAAAGAACGCAGAGAAAAACGAGAAUCUCAAAUUUAAUUUGUUUCUCUGUUUAUUUAUUUCCCCCCAGAAAGGUUUCAAUGUCCGCUUCAUCAGUUCGCAAUCAAAGAGACCUGAACGCUGGCACCCAAAAACCGGCGAAAUCCCUCACCCCAAUCUCGAAUCCCACCCUCAAAAAGUCAUCUUCCGGCAAAGAGAACUCCAGGCACACUGUUUCUUCACGGGCGGCGUUGUCAGCCCAGAAGCCUGUGAUCCGGCCUGUACCGCGAGUCGAGAAGCCGGCGGUGGUUGGAGGAGGUGGAGAUCGCGAAGCCAGGGUGCGGUGGUCGACGUCAUCAGCACCAAGAGGUAGGAGCCCUAGCCCAUCUGAGUUUAUUAGAGCUGUCUCAGUCUCAGAUUUGAGGAGAGAUAGGGUUUCUAGGGUUUCUGCAGAUAGGGACACCAAGGGAUCUAGGGAUUUGAAAGCGAAGAGAAGCGGAAGUGGGUUAAGGACUGUUAAAAAUUGCAAUGAAAGUUGUCAAUUUGGUGAGAAUUUGGUGUUGAAAGUGAAGGAAAGUGGGAAGAAAGCAGGAGGCGUCAGGGCUUUGAGUGGAAAAUAUGGAAAAGACGUUAACUUGAGCUCAGAUUUGGUGCAAUCAAGUGAGAUUAAUGGAGAUAAUUGUAGUUUUAAGGCUUGUACCGAAAAGAAUUGUUCAGAUUUUGGUUCAAAUGUUGAAGCUAGUGUUAAAGCUGGAAAGAAAUCCGAACUGAAAUCUGGUUCUGUUUUGAAAACUGAAAAUCGUUUUGCAAAGAUGGUAAAAGACAAGUCUUUGCGUAAGGGGAAGGCUUUGGAAGCUCCAAAAGAGAAAGGUGUAAGUGAAGAGAAAGGUCUGAGCUGCGGGGUUGGUGUCAAAUAUCCAAGCAAGCUUCAUGAAAGGCUUGCUUUUUUAGAGGGUAAGGUGAAGAGAAUUGCUUCUGAUAUUAAGAUGACUAAGGAGAUGCUGGACUUGAAUAACCCAGAUGAGUCAAAGGUGAUACUUUCGGAUAUCCAGGACAAGAUUUCUGGUAUAGAGAAGGCUAUGAAUCAUGUUGCUGGUGAUUCAGAUGGCAAGGCUGGUGUCUUGAAAAGUUCUAAAAUUGAUAAAAUAGAUGCGAAAAUUGUUGAGAAGAGUCAGGGUAAGCAAGGGGGAAAAGUCAAUGUUUCAGUUAAAGGAUUAAAUAGUGGAGAAUUGGAAGAUAGAUUAUUUCCUCAUCAUAAAUUGCUUAGAAACCGGGCAUCAUUGAAGGCAUCAUCAGGCAGCAAUCGGAAGCAGGAAACCUCAAAUAGUGUAGAUCCUAGUAGUCAAUUGAAAAAAGAUCAGAAGUCCUUGGGCUCUAUGGAGGAUAACCCAAUAGCUAUAGAGUUCUUGGCUUCGCUUGAUAGGGAGCAAAAUAAAGUUAACACCAGGAAGGGGCCAGCUGGUUUGGAACACGGUGAGAUUCAAGAGAUGGAUGGUGCCCAUGCUUCACAUUUAAAAGAUUCUUCAACCAUGUUUGAUGCUAAGAGUGAUGCUGAGCUUGUUCUCAUGACUGAUGAAAGACUUGAGGACUUUGAUGAUCAGGAGAAUGGACAGUCCAGUAUGACUGAUGACGAGGUUGAAGAUAUUAACGGUCAUCAGCUUAAUAAGAUAGGCUGCAAGGCUACAACCGCUGGAUGGUUUGUGUCAGAGGGGGAGGCAGUUCUUGCUCAUGAUGAUGGCUCUUGUUCUUUCUAUGACAUUGUUAACUCUGAGGAGAAGGCCGUUUACAAGCCUCCAGCAGGAGUUUCACCUAAUAUGUGGAGAGAUUGCUGGAUUAUCCGUGCUCCUAGUGCUGAUGGCUGCUCUGGCAGAUAUGUUGUGGCUGCAUCUGCUGGAAAUUCACUGGAAUCAGGGUUUUGCUCAUGGGAUUUCUACACUAAAGAUGUUCGAGCUUUUCAUGUUGAGGCUGCGGGGACAACAACUUCAAGAACCGUGCUUGGUCCCUUAUCAAAUAACCCUGUGACUAGAGGAAAUAGUUUGUGUAAUACAUUGGUACCUCAAAAUCGGCAAUGGUGGUAUAAGCCUUGUGGCCCUCUUAUCAUGUCAACUGCCAGCUCUCAGAAGGUUGUCAAAGUUUAUGAUAUCCGUGAUGGAGAACAAAUAAUGAGGUGGGAGGUACAGAAGCCUGUAAUACCAAUGGAUUAUUCAAGUCCAUUGCAGUGGAGAAAUAGAGGGAAGAUAGUUGUGGCUGAAGCAGAAACAAUUUCUUUGUGGGACGUAAACUCUCUACAUCCUCAAGCAUUACAAUCUGUGUCUUCAUCUGGUCAAAAAAUCACUGCUCUUCAUGUGAAUAACACUGAUGCUGAACUAGUUGGAGGGGUUCGACAAAGAGUAAGUUCCUCUGAAGUUGAAGGAAAUGAUGGUGUAUUCUGCACCCCUGAUUCUAUUAAUAUUUUGGACCUUCGACACCCAUCUGGUAUAGGUGCAAAAAUACCAAAGACUUGUAGUAAUGUGCAUUCGGUCUUCUCUCGUGGGGAUUCAGUCUUUCUUGGCUGCACAAAUGUGAAAUCAGCUGGUCUGAAGCAGCCCUGUUCUCAGGUGCAACAGUUCUCAUUGCGUAGAGGAAGGCUGUAUGCCGCUUAUUCUUUGCCUGAAUCCAAUGCUCACUUGCAUCAUUCAGCCAUCAAACAAGUUUGGGGAAGUUCAAACCAUGUCAUGGGUGUUUGUGGACUAGGGCUAUUUGCAUUUGAUGCCUCGAUGGAUGAUAACCCCCUGCCUUCACCAGGUGAUUAUGGUGCCACUCCCAGAGAAACCAUUGGCACAGAUGACCUUUAUUCUCCUACUUUUGAUUAUCUGUCAUCUAGAGUUCUCCUGAUAUCAAGAGAUCGUCCGGCAUUAUGGAAGCACAUAGUUUGGUAGGAGCCAUUCUGAAAGUAGCUAGUGUAAUUAACCACAAGACUGUAGCUUUUUGCUACCUCCUAUGUAUGACAUUGAAAUAAUAUUUAUAUCUAUCA
Messenger RNA from Rubroshorea leprosula, 3040 nucleotides. Lineage: Eukaryota; Viridiplantae; Streptophyta; Magnoliopsida; Malvales; Dipterocarpaceae. The record is from the annotation of a GenBank genome assembly.